AUGAUACAUUGUCAUGAAACGAAUGGUAGUACAGCUCUACAUGUUGCUGUAGAAUGUGGUCAUACAGAAAUUGUUCGUCUUCUUUUACAUGAUUAUGGAGUAUGUCGACAUUUACCGGAUAGUCAAGGUUGUACUGCUUUUGAAUUGGCUAAAACUGAUAAAAUGCGACAACUAUUUAAACGCUCAACGUUAAUUGAAAAUCGGUUUUAUGAUGAGACGAAUCGUUCAGCAGUAUUUACUGUCACAGAAUCUGACGAAAAUCAAAAUAUUCCUUUUGGACGAGUCGAAGGUCAUCAAAAUUAUGGAUCUAUUCUUGAUGAGCAUACUCAUAAAAUUUAUCAACAUCCUAACGGUUUACUCACACGUCUUUCUGAUAAAAUAAUUUCUUACAAACCAGGUAAUAAUCAGUUUAUAUCGAAAGCAAGCGACGUCUUAUUAAAUGUGAUAGAUCAGCAUAUCGAUUUAACCAACGCACAAUAUCGUAAAGCAAAAGUAUUAGUUAAACAAUAUUAUGAAACUGGACGAGUGAAUUCAUUGAUUCGAUUGUAUACGCUUGAAACACCUUUUUAUACGUUUAUCAAUCAAAACAGAGAAACUAGUGAAUAUCUUGCAAUACCAAUUUAUUAUUCACUUCGUUUUCUUUAUCCACGUGCAUUCAAAGGUAUUUGUUAUUGCGGUUUAAGUAUGACAGUGGAAGAAUUGAAAGAUUAUCGAUGGGGUCUAGAAAAGACUAGCCGCUAUUUGGUAACAAAUACAUUUUUUUCAACAACGAAAAACAUCGAUUGUGCACAAGGUUAUGCUGAAGUACGUGCAUGGGAUCAACGCAUUCCAGUAUUGAUAGUAUUUGACUUUUCUAGUAAAUGUUUCACAGCAAUUCAACUAGAAAAAUUAUCCAACCAAUUACCCUCAAUAUCAGAAAUCGAGAGCGAACAAGAAGUAUUAAUUUUACCUCGAACAACCUUUCGUGUGCAAAAAGUUGAACAAAAUGUAUCACAAGCGGCAAUAUAUUUGACAUUUUAUCCACACGACAAAGAAAUUGAUGAAUAUUAUACUCUUCUGGCGCACAAUAUUUCCGAGUACUGA
Molecule: messenger RNA, 1083 nt
Organism: Rotaria socialis
Lineage: Eukaryota; Metazoa; Rotifera; Eurotatoria; Philodinida; Philodinidae
Source: the annotation of a GenBank genome assembly